Molecule: messenger RNA, 2998 nt
Organism: Cyclopterus lumpus (lumpfish)
Lineage: Eukaryota; Metazoa; Chordata; Actinopteri; Perciformes; Cyclopteridae
Gene: tbc1d24
Product: TBC1 domain family, member 24
Exons: 8
Coding region: 219-1925 (568 amino acids)
Source: RefSeq, a predicted model, not a curated record
GCAGCGCGCUCACAAACGCCCAGCGAGGUUGAAGCCACUGCGCAUGCUCGAGGCACUUUAAUAUGAAUGGCGCUUCACGUCUCAAGACAUCUCACAUCCAGUAACCAUCAUGGACAUUUAGGAAAAAUAGGCUGCUGAGUGGAGGACCGAAAGUUGGCAAUACCCCGGAGCGUCCCUCCUCUCUUCCCACUCAGGCAGACCAGCAAGUUUCCACCACCAUGGCUGAAGAAGGCUAUGGCAGCUUUGUGGACUGGAACCAGAUGGGGGAUCUGGCCAAGAGCAGCGGGCCCACCAAGGUAGACUGUAAGGACCUGAAAGAGUUCAAACAGAUGGCUCGGCAGGGUUACUGGGCCAAAAACCACAAACUACGAGCACAAGUCUACCAGCAACUCAUCAAAGCCAUUCCCUGUCGUACAGUUACACCAGAUGCAGAAGUAUAUCGUGACAUUAUGGGGAAUGCAGCCUCUAAGAAGCCCUCCUCCCACAUCUCACUUCCAGAGUUUGUGGAUGGAAGUCCUCUGCCACAGUACUGCCUGAAGGCAGAGGCAGUAGCUUCAGCCCAUCAGAUUAUCAACUGCGUGGCCGGACAGUUUCCAGAUAUCUCCCACUGCCCGUCACUACCGGCUGUUACGUCAUUGCUGCUGCACUUCAGCGUAGACGAAGCUCAGUGUUUUGAGCAUAUCAGCCGCAUGCUGGCCUGCAACGAGCCAGGCAAACGACUGCUGGACCAGACUUUCCUGGCCUAUGAGUCUAGCUGCAUGACUUUUGGUGACCUGGCCAACAAGUACUGCACAUCUGCCCACAAAAUGAUCGUGGCCAUAGCCCAGGAUGUGCUUGAAGUCUACUCUGACUGGCAGCGCUGGGUGUUAGGUGACCUGCCUUUCAGCCACAUGGUCAGGGUCCUGGACAUCUACCUAGUGGAGGGCUACAAAGUUCUCUUCCGUGUGGCUUUAGCCUUGCUCAAGUUCUAUCGCAAGCAUAAAGCAGAGGGAGGCCAGGGCAACCAGCAGCAGGAUUCAAGCAAAGUUAAGGAUGACAUUCAAGCUUUCGUCAAAGGCAUUGCCUCCAACGUCACACCAGAGAAGUUGCUGGAGAAGGCCUUCUCCAUCCGCAUGUUUAGCCGUAAGGAGAUCACCCUGCUGCAGCUCACAAAUGAAAAGUCCCUGCAGCAGAAAGGCAUCACCGUCAAACAGAAGCGUUUUAGGCGGAACGUGCAACUGGCACUUAACCCUGACACGUUCUCCUCUGAGAUCGUCAGUGCCAAGGAGAUGCGGGAUAUCUGGUCGUGGAUCCCUGAGCGCUUUGCCCUCUGCCAACCACAACUCCUCUUCACCACCUCCACCCAUGGUUGCAGCCUGACCAGAUUCUACUCUCAUUGUGAAGGCUACGAACCCACUCUGCUCCUCAUCCGGACCACAGAUGGCGACGUAUGUGGAGCCUUUCUGUCCACAGAUUGGGAGGAGCGGAAGAGAGGAGGCAACAAAUUGAGCUUCUUUGGCACAGGGGAGUGCUUUGUCUUCAGGCUGAAGCCAGAGAUGGAGCGCUUUGAGUGGGUGGUGAUCCGCCACCCUGAGUUAGCCUCCUCCAACAAGACUCAGGGCCAGGAAGACACCGCCUCUCCUGGGGGCCAAAACUCUGACAACAAUGGCUUACAGCAGCCAGAGAAACCGGUUGGAGACCUAUCGCCCUUCCUCUCCGCCCGCCACUUCAACCUCAACUCCAAGAAUACUUCCAUGUUCAUGGCUGGCAACUUUGACUCCAUCAUAGUGGGAGGAGGCGACGGCAACGCUCUCUACAUCGACUCUGAGCUCAACCAUGGGCGCGCUGGCCGGUGCGCCACCUUUGACAACCCCCCCUUGUGUGCUGAGACCUUCCAGGUUUCACUGCUAGAAGUGUGGGGCUUCCAGGACGCUAUGGCCCCAUAAUACUGUACACAUAAACAAGAUCCAUACAGGCAUAGACUCAUGCGCAUCUUCAUAUACACACAUUUUAACACUUGUACUAAAGCAGAAAAUCUUGAUAUUAAAUGUCCUGCAAAGUGUCAAGAGGUGGAAAACAGAGGUUUGCAAACAGAACAAUGUCCGUCCUACAAAUUCAUAUAUGAUAAACUAUUUUUUAUUUAUUAAUGCAGUUAAUCCAAAUUCAACGAUGUGAUAUUUUGUUUGUUUUUAUUUUUGUAAUUACAGAUUUGUAUUAUGGUGUCCUAAUUAUGUUAAUGUAUCCAGUAAUAUGAAGAAAGUCAAGAUCAAGUGUAGAUGAAGCCAAUAUGAGGUUCUGUUAAAGGUCUUUUUAUGUCCGCUGUGGUGUGUCCAUGCUGAGCUGAAACAUCUGAAUAUCUGAAUGUAAAUUCAGUCCUUUUAUGUUCUGCGCUUUAGCUCAAUCUGCCAAAUUUACUAUAUAGCUGUCUGCGGUCCUUAAAAAAUAUUAACCAGGCCAUAAAAAUGUGUGAAGUCAAGAGUUGAUUUUGUGAGAUCUGUUUUUUAAUGUUGAAACUAAGAUGAACGCAGUGAAGUUCCAAGUCAGCUAAGUUCUCUGUCAAGUCCUAACUCAUUCCCCCCACUUUGAUUUGCUGUACAUAUGUGGGAGAUCUGCUAAUGAAUUAAUGUGGUAAAUGUCUGGAUAUCAGUGGUGAAUUUGAGUGUUGCCAUUUUGCACCAUAUUAUAAGCUUUCUUUUGAAUGAGUGGCAAUUUCUCCUUUUUUAAAGUAUAUGAAUGUUCAUGUGAAUACAAAGUACAGUAAAAGCUGAACAUGUUUUUGGUUUACAAGUAAUGAAGAGAAAUGCAGUUUGCUCGUCCGUCUCUUCUUCCCCUUUCCUGCUGCUGCCGUCCUUUGUAGUGUGAAGAUCGUCACUAAAGAAGUCCAAAAUGGUGCCGGGUUGGCGAAGUGUCGUUGGAGUUAUGCACCCUGUUUGUAUCUGGAUGUUCAAACUUGUCAGACAGAGUAAAUACAAAUGUAUCUUACAUGUGAAAAUACAGCAAUAUGCUUACAGUAGAGCAA